Paramisgurnus dabryanus is the source of this 2193-nucleotide messenger RNA. It is a transcript of the gene tmem138, whose product is annotated as transmembrane protein 138. The record is from RefSeq and is a predicted model, not a curated record. Gene Ontology annotation, cellular component: cilium. NCBI's taxonomy places the organism in Eukaryota, Metazoa, Chordata, Actinopteri, Cypriniformes, Cobitidae.
UUUCAGUCAUUACGGUAACGCGGUCCUUGGCCUCCCGCCGUUGCCAUGAGCGACGCAAUAGCGGCUCGUGCUCCGUGUGUCCCGAUCAGCUCAAAUCAGCAACGGUCCCGUAAAAUCACGAGAAAUGAGAAAGAUUUUAGUAUUCAGACGGACUUCACGAUGGUUUUACGGAUUUCAGACACAUGAAUGCUGAAGUUUUAACUGCACAGGGAGAGGGUGUGUAAAGUUCUUGACCAAUGAAAAUGCUGGAAUGAGGAAAUAACUUUGAAUAUUCAUUUGGGAAUCCUCCAGUUAUUCUCCAGUGUGAUUGUUGCUUAGAUAACCGAACGCUUGGAGUCUAUGGAACAAUUCCAGGAAUCAUCCUUCCUUUCUGUCUUUCAUUUCUAUGGAGCAGCAAGAAACGAGAUGAGAAAUGUGAAUAUCUUCAUGCGAAAUAUAUCUGAUGAAGGCUAAACCUCAAGAGUUUGUUUAUGGAGGAAGACUGUGGUGGUUCAAUGUGUUCCUUUAUUCUGGAGUUCCUCCUCUCUGUAUGACUCCAUAUCACUGCAGAGAUGCUUCAGACCAAUAACUACUCGCUGGUGUUACUCAUCCAGUUAGCACUGCUAACCUUUGACCUCUUUGUCAACUCCUUCAGUGAACUCUUGCGGGCCGCCCCUGUCAUCCAACUAGUCCUGUUCAUAAUCCAGGACAUCGGUAUCUUGUUUAAUGUCAUCAUCAUUCUUCUGAUGAUGUUUAACACAUACGUGUUCCAGGUGGGGCUCGUGUCACUGUUACUGGAGAGAUUCAGAGCACUGCUUAUACUGUCUGCUCUUUAUCUGACCCUCAGCAUCUGCUUUCACUGCUGGGUCAUGAAUCUGAGGUGGAUGGAUUCGAAUCGCUUCAUGUGGACGGAUGGCCUGCAGGUUCUCUUUGUAUUCCAGAGACUCGCUGCUGUGUUGUAUUAUUACUUCUACAAACGCACAUCUGAAUACCUGGGCGAUCCCAGACUUUACGAGGACUCACCGUGGCUCCGGGAUGCGUUUGCUAGAGCUCGACAGUGAGUGGUCCGUGUGGUUUACAAGAAUACAGAAUAAAAACACUGAAGAGAUCUCAGUGGGAUACAAGAGGAACAUUACUGCUGAUAGAUUCUGGAUGCUGGAUCUUCUGUUGAAAACGAAUGAUUGUUCAUCAGAGAUUUUAAGACAGAUGAAAUGAGGACUCCUGCAAAACUUUAUUGCAAGGAAAGAGACCAAAUAGCGCUCAUGGGACACAAGAUGGAUUGUAUUCUCCAUCUGAAACAAAGAAAAGUGACCAAUUUAUGUCACAGUGAAAACUGAUGGCUGAACAUCUUGAUGAUCUUAAUGCGGUGUAAGGGUAAAAGUUGUGUUUCUGUUUACAGAUCUACUCUGUUCAUCAGGGCUUUUAUAAGUCUUCAUGACAAUCAAAUGAAAAGUGAAAUGUGUCCUUUCCACACCUACCAGCUCCACCAAACUGAAUACAAUGUUGUUUUAUCCAAAUCACUCGCAGUUCAUCUGUUUUAUAAUGUGUAGUGUAUACAGUAAUAGUUUUUUUCAGCUGUGAUUUGAUUGUACAGAUUUUUGUGGAAAUUGAGUUGGAUCGGUUUGAGGAAUCUUUGUUUUCUUGAGUUGGAUUUUUUUGUAAAUACAUUUUUAAAAUAUUGUUUGUAAAAGUUUUUACACAAGGCUCCAUCCCUCACAUGACACUGCAGAGAGGACCGGCAGGUUUAGAGAAUGAAUGAAUGUUUUCACAAAGGUCCAACACAUUCUUCAAACUGUGAAUUCUUUAAAUGUUAGCGAGCGUAAACAAAGUGCCUCACUUUCCCAAACUUUAUGCAAAGAGAUUAAACAUCACAGUUUCUAAUGUAGCAUCAAUGCAGUUUUUCAUAUCACUGCUGACAUUGUAAUAAGACUUUCUUUUCAUUGUACGUCACUCGCUGACUCGUGUGAUGAUGAUGAUGAUGAUAAAGGAAAUUGUCAAGGUACUAUCUUACUGUCUGUGUUUGAGGUUUAUUUCAAGGCUUUAGCUUAGAGAUGGGUGAGGAUCUCCACACAGACAGACUGCUCUAUUCUGAUCUGUGAGGUUAAACUGGGAUUGGGGUAUUACACACCACAAACAACCUGCUGGACAUAAAUAGCACAGCACGCUCCUUUAUCAAAUACAGAGCUAACUUAACGUUUUCAUCAACUUACUUAA